Messenger RNA from Lecanosticta acicola, 1457 nucleotides. The record is from the annotation of a GenBank genome assembly. NCBI's taxonomy places the organism in Eukaryota, Fungi, Ascomycota, Dothideomycetes, Mycosphaerellales, Mycosphaerellaceae.
AUGGCGGCCCUCGCGGCCUUUCGGUAUGUUUUCACCACAUGUCAAACAGUUCGAACAUGCUGACUAGCAGUAGCGCCGACGACAAAAUUGUGCGCAUCAUUACCGACCACGGCCACGGCAGCUCAUGCUAUGUUCAUCGCAACCUGCUCGUAAAGUCCUGUGAGUACCUCGACGCUGCUAUUGCCGACGAAAACGACCCUUUCGACGACGGCCCGAUCAUCAUCCAAACCGAGGUCACACAGAGCGCCAUGGGCUGCUUCAGCCAUUUUCUCUACACUGGCCAGCUCAAGGCGGCCUUCAAGAGCAUCUCUGAGAUCCUUGAGGUCUACAAAUGGACUACUCAUCACCUUCACUGCGGUGACUUCCGCGACGCAUUGACGGAUGAAGCGAUCAAGCUCCUGACCAAUGGCCUGUCCCCAACGGCCGCGCCAGACAUCGUCUUUGCCGUGCUCAAUGAUUAUGAAGAUAUUGAUGGAGGUCUGAGCCUUCUCUUGAUCGAUUGGCUUGUGCGUUCUCCAUUUGUCUGCCCAUACUAUGCCGAGAUCAAUGCACGGCUUGCCAACACUGAGGCCACGAACCCGAUCCAUCGCGCGCUCGGUCAAGCUUUCUUCGAGGUGAAGUCGAUCCAAGAUGGCAUCAGCGCGACUCCUUGGCUCGAGAAUCCCUGCCAAUAUCACGAGCACUUGCCAGCUAGCUCCUGCGUGGCAUGGGCGCCCGUCACCCCACAAGGCCCGGAGAGCUCGUCCCCACCGCCGCCUCCCAAGACCCCUCAGAAGCGUACUCUCAGGCGCAAGACUCGCUCCAGCACGUUUGACCGGGAUCUCGACGAUAUGGCUCUUGACGACGAUGAGGACGAGGACGGUGUGUUCGAGACGCCUUCCAAGUCAGCCUGCCCCACCACUUUUGAGCCUUGGACGAAUGAGGAGCGCAUCCACUUUCUGGACCUCCUGCCUAAGACCGUCGACAUGAGCUGGCCAAAGAUGGCUCACGAGCACAACAAGACUUUCUGGGGCAACAAAGUGAGCACUUUCUCUCGCUCUGUGGGUAGUCUCCGUGCCGAAUUGUCCAAGCACGCAAACACGACCGAGCGCGCCAAGGCCUUAGAAGUCCUUCCAGAGAAGGUUGCCGAGCUGAAGCGUGAGAUGGAGGCUUCGAAGCAGAAUGAUUCGAAGCUAUCCGCCAUCGGCAAAGACUCAGAUACCGUCAUGGGCGUCGACGAGGGUGAGUCGUGGACCAACAAGGAGACCAUCCAUUUGCUGCGCCUGUUCUACGAGAACCCGAAUGCAACUGAUCAACAGAUUACUGAUGCGCACAACGGAUGCUAUUGGGCCGGAAACCAGGAGCGCUCUGCAGGCGACGUGACGGGAAAGUAUCUUGAGCUCAUCGGCGUGGGACGGAAGGUGUCGACCAUGAGCAGGAUUCCAGCGACAAUUGCUGAGUUGAAGGACGGAGUGUGA